AUGAACGUAUUCUAUGAGGUGCAGGCACCCCAACAUGCUGCUGUAGAAGAAGAUGAUGGAAGAAGUGAGACAGCCGCCAGUGUGAAAGGUUCGGAGUCUUUCGCCUCCUCCUUGGACUUCAAUCUCUCGGAACGAGUAGACUAA
This is a messenger RNA of Echinococcus granulosus, 144 nucleotides long. RefSeq lists its product as hypothetical. The record is from RefSeq and is a predicted model, not a curated record. NCBI's taxonomy places the organism in Eukaryota, Metazoa, Platyhelminthes, Cestoda, Cyclophyllidea, Taeniidae. The transcript has 2 exons. Bases 1 to 144 code for a protein of 47 amino acids.